Messenger RNA from Ipomoea nil (Japanese morning glory), 898 nucleotides. RefSeq lists its product as uncharacterized. Bases 203 to 730 code for a protein of 175 amino acids. The record is from RefSeq and is a predicted model, not a curated record. The transcript is spliced from 4 exons. NCBI's taxonomy places the organism in Eukaryota, Viridiplantae, Streptophyta, Magnoliopsida, Solanales, Convolvulaceae.
CAUUUCACUCCUCCCUCCUCCCUCGUUACUCCUUCAGACCUUCACUCUGCCCCACUCGACCACGCACCGGCAGCUCCUCAUUCCGCCUCACUCGACGACGCACCGGAAAGUCGGCAACGACACUCCUCAUUUCACCAGCAACAAGCCAUUGAAUUCUUUUGAAUCCUUGGGACCAUCGCUGCACACGGGUGGUUCAAUCCCGAUGACUGAGCAUAGGCGAAGAUUAAAAGAAAAGCUCGGAGAGGAGCCAUCACAUGCAGUUUUGUUUCAAGCCACACACAAACGCAAAAACAAAAACACCGAUGCCUUUGUGUGCAAAAAAGCUCAACAAGUCAUGGAAACUGUGAGUCAAAUGCAGCAAACUCAACCAAAACUUGAACAAGCAACUGCUUGGUAUGAGGCAGCAGGUGGUCUUAAGAAAGGAGAUUAUGUGUUUCGGUUUGGAUCAGAUACCCAACACUACUUCCCCAAGGUGGCCAGGCAGAGGAAGUCGAGAUAUGGAGAAUCAUCCUCACAUGCAGCUUGUGAGGAAAGAAUUAAACAAUUAGAGCAAACCCACAAAGAGCUUUUAGAGCAAAAUAAGAAGAUUAUGGAGUUGUUCCAAGUUAUAUGUAGUGCACAUCCGGAGUUGUUACAAUCUGUUGCUCCUACAGCUUAUAGCAAUCAAAGUAGUGGUGUUGGGCUAGAUAAUCUUAACGUGAAUGAUGAUUCAUCACAAUCUUCAUCGUAAUCUCAAUACUUCAAUUUUUGACCAAGUACUGGUUGGAAUUUGUGAUGCUAUUUGUAGACAUAAAUGUAGAAAUAUUUAGAAUUGUAAAUUAGUUACUACUUUUUGAAAUAUAAAGUAGCUACUACUUUUUGAAAUGUGAAGUUAAAUAACCUUUACAUGCAAUUAAAA